Daldinia caldariorum is the source of this 1300-nucleotide messenger RNA. RefSeq lists its product as uncharacterized. The transcript is spliced from 3 exons. Gene Ontology annotation, cellular component: plasma membrane. The record is from RefSeq and is a predicted model, not a curated record. Bases 125 to 757 code for a protein of 210 amino acids. Gene Ontology annotation, molecular function: voltage-gated proton channel activity. Gene Ontology annotation, biological process: proton transmembrane transport. NCBI's taxonomy places the organism in Eukaryota, Fungi, Ascomycota, Sordariomycetes, Xylariales, Hypoxylaceae.
UAAUAAUAAUUGCUUAACUUUAUUAUACAUAGUAAACAACAAAAUCAGUCGUCUUUCUUAUAUGUUUGCUUCGGGUGUUUCUGUGACAUAGGAACUCAUCGGCAACCAGACAAUAUCAUAAGCCAUGAGUGACAACGCUCCCCUUCUAGGCCCGCAUCAUCAAAAUCACAACCACCUACAAAAUGAGAGCUCGCAACCCGACGGAUCACCGCUGGAAAGCUGGAAAGCAGCCUACCGGCAGACCCGGGCGGCGAUAUCGCGCCUCGUGAACUCGCGCGCGAAGCACCGGCUCGUCCUGACCCUCAUCAUCCUCGACGUCGCCGGCAUCCUGAGCGACAUCUUCAUCGCGCUGAUCACGUGCGAGCUCGGCAUCCAGCACGACGCCUGGGUGGCGCCGACGAGGCACGCGCUGGACAUCUUCCAGCUGGUUCUGAGCUGCGUGUUCCUGCUGGAGCUGCUGCUGUCUUUUGUUGCGGACGGUUGGCGGUACUUCUCGAGCAAGCUGCACUGCUUCGACGCCUUCGUCAUCGUCGUCGGGUUCGCGAUCGACCUGCUCGAGCACAACACGGCAGAGGAGAUCGCGUCGCUGAUCGUCGUGCUCAGGCUGUGGCGCUUCGUCAAGAUCGUCGACGAGUUCUCCGUCGAGGCCGAGGAGGAGGCCGAGGAGCAGUCGGAGGAGCUGCGCGAGCGCAUCGCGGAUCUGGAGGCGCGCAAUGCCGCGCUGGAGGCGAGGCUCUCGCAAGUCGAGAAUGUUUAGCUCCUUUUUUUUUUUUUUUCCUUUUCCCCCUAUGCCUCCGACUGUUUUUCACAUCCUUCACCGGCCUCGCACAUAUCUACUAUGUAAGGUACAUCGAGCCUAGCCCAAUCUUCGUAGUUAAAACACCGAUGGAGGUGGAGAUGGGGAAAAGUAAGGUUAUGGAUUGGCCCGAGAAAGUUUAUUAUGCUACUCUAUAAGGGAAUGAGGUAGUGUUGGUGUGGGAGUACGGCCGAAGUUGAGUCUCAUUACUUGUUCGCCGUCCCAUGUUUUCCACACUAUCUAUAGCUAGUCCAAUGCAAACUGUGUCGUUUGUCAGGUUGUUUCCAUUGUUUAAGAUACCCCCUUUUUGCUUUCCAGUAUCAUGUCUGUUAUAACAUAGAUACAUCAUUCGAUCUAUAUGGCCGUCUAUCUAGUUGCCAUAUAUAUUCAUCAUUAAAUUCGAGAUCAUGUUGACGUUAUAGUAGUAACAUAGAUAACACACUAUUAACUCGAGCCUCUUAGGUUCAACGUUCUCGAUUCUCUCCUCAAAACAACUCAAUACCU